This is a messenger RNA of Entamoeba invadens IP1, 627 nucleotides long. RefSeq lists its product as hypothetical. NCBI's taxonomy places the organism in Eukaryota, Evosea, Mastigamoebida, Endamoebidae. The coding region runs from base 1 to 627 and encodes 208 amino acids. The record is from RefSeq and is a predicted model, not a curated record. The transcript has a single exon.
AUGGACAAAAAGCAAAUCCAGAAUGCAAAACUGCAUGUCUUGCGUGCAAGGACUGAACCCUCAAAAGAAGUCCAACAAGUCUUGUCUCCACAAGAAAUAGAGCACACACCACAACUCACGUUUUUGGAGAAGAGAGAUUACCUCAGGGAUAUUACUGGCAACAAUUCUGAGGAAAUUAUAUUUGACAGCAACACUGCUGGUUUUGAUGGAAGAGACUUUGCAUCACUUGUCUGUGGGAAGUCGAAAAUCUGUGUCAUGGUUUUCCACAAAAAUGGGGUUUUUGGAUAUUACCAAGAAGACGCACUUUCAUUACAAAAGGCAGACAAGGCCACAAAGUCGACUUCUGGCAAAGUCUUUCUGUUUGGCCUCAGAGAAAAUCAGACAGUAGUUAUCAAAAGAAGGGCCGGUGAAAGAACUGGUAUGAGCAUUCCCUCUUCCUCCGAAAAAGAUAUGCUUUUCAUUGUCACUUCUGCUUUUUGGAUGAAAACUGAUGGUAAAGUGACUUUCAACAAUUAUAUGAGAAACGCCUUUAAUUUUUCAUGCCAAGAGAACCCUUUAACUGGAAGAAGUUUUUUCGAGAACAUAAUAUGCGAACGACUACUUGUACUUGGCUAUCGUGAAGAAUGA